Kockovaella imperatae is the source of this 1277-nucleotide messenger RNA. RefSeq lists its product as hypothetical. The record is from RefSeq and is a predicted model, not a curated record. The transcript is spliced from 8 exons. Bases 31 to 1224 code for a protein of 397 amino acids. Gene Ontology annotation, cellular component: mitochondrion; cytoplasm. NCBI's taxonomy places the organism in Eukaryota, Fungi, Basidiomycota, Tremellomycetes, Tremellales, Cuniculitremaceae. Gene Ontology annotation, molecular function: lipoyltransferase activity. Gene Ontology annotation, biological process: protein lipoylation.
UGUCCUCAUUGUCUGCGAUACACGAUCAGUAUGUCAGCGCUUCAGAGUGCUCUGAGGAUUUUGACUCGACCCUGCUCUUCAUCCUUCGCCUCGUUGCUAUUGAGACGAUCUGCCAAUGCCAGCCGUCGUCCAUUCGCUAGCGUAGGGGAGUCUCAGCACAAUGAGCAGGAACGCAAACCUCAAUUGUUGGCGCCCCGAGGAUUCGUCUCGGAGUCUACGGACCCUUGGUUCAACCUAUCAUACGAGGACUGGCUGCUGAGGAACACGCCGCACGAUGAGCCGACCUUGUUUGUAUAUCGGAACAAGCCUUGCGUCGUCAUAGGCAGGAAUCAAAAUCCAUGGAAAGAGAGUACACCCCAGUGGCUCAGAGAACAAGAUAUACCUCUCAUCCGUCGUCGAUCAGGAGGAGGAACAGUGUUUCACGAUCUAGGCAAUGUCAACUUCUCCAUCAUGUUACCUCGACUACUGUUCACUCGAAAUCAGGGUGCAGAGCUCGUCGCCAAGGCUGUCCGCGAUCGAUUGGGCAUAUCCAGCUGUACAGUGAACGACAGGAACGACGUGAUCAUCCGGACGACCGAAAGAGAUCUCAAGGUUUCAGGUUCAGCGUACAAGAUCAUUCAGCAUCGAGCGUAUCACCAUGGCACGAUGCUCAUUUCGUCAGAUCUGUCCAAUUUGGGACAAGCUCUCCGAUCAAACUCUCCUCAGAUGGAGACCAAAGGCAUCCCAUCUUUCCGAUCGCCAGUCACAACCCUCAACUCCCAUCUGUCUUCUGGACAACAUCCAAUCACCCCGGAAGACUUUAUCACAGCCGUCACGCAAGAGUUUUCAGCGGUCUAUACUGGCUCUGAGGAGAGCAUGGUAGUGCAACAAGUAUCCGAGGAUCAAAUGAAUGAACCAAACGUUCUGCGGGGGGUAGAAGAGCUCAAAUCUUGGGAUUGGACGUAUGGUCAAACGCCGGAAUUUACCAACCUCAUAGAGUCGCACAUUGGUGAUAAUCAGUUGACGGCGAAGAUCGCUUCGAGAAAGGCUUUGAUCACGGAUAUCGCUUUGACAUGGUCAGAAGCGACGGGAUCCGCCGACCGAGUUCUCAGACAAGUCGAGGAGCGAUUGCUGGGCGCCCAUUACGAGUCACUCCUCAUAGACUCGGAUUGGUCGUCUUUAGAGUCUUCCAAUGACCGACAGCUGGCCGAGCAGAUACUGGCAUCACUAAGGGAAGCAAUGUGAUGAAAGGCUUGAGAGAGGAAGUUUCUGCGACUGGCUCAAGGCGCGCAAUUUUA